This is a messenger RNA of Helobdella robusta, 7239 nucleotides long. RefSeq lists its product as hypothetical. Gene Ontology annotation, cellular component: cell projection; plasma membrane; cortical actin cytoskeleton. Gene Ontology annotation, molecular function: calcium ion binding; actin filament binding. NCBI's taxonomy places the organism in Eukaryota, Metazoa, Annelida, Clitellata, Rhynchobdellida, Glossiphoniidae. The record is from RefSeq and is a predicted model, not a curated record. Gene Ontology annotation, biological process: actin cytoskeleton organization. The coding region runs from base 1 to 7239 and encodes 2412 amino acids. The transcript has 46 exons.
AUGGAGAAUCUCCCUAAGGAGAUACAAAUUUUGGAGACCCCUGAAGAUAUUCAAGCUAGAAGAGAACAAGUUCUUGGUCGUUAUUCAGCUUUUAAAGAUGCCACAAAGCAAAGAAGAUUGAGAUUAGAAGAUGCAAGAAAGUACAUGUACUUCAAGAGAGAUGCAGAUGAACUUGAAAGUUGGAUCAAUGAAAAGUUGCAGACAGCAUCUGAUGAGAGCUAUCGAGAUCCAACAAAUCUUCAGGCAAAGAUACAAAAGCAUCAAGCUUUUGAGGCAGAAAUAGCAGCUCACUACAACACUUUGGAAGCUUUAGAUCAAGCUGGAAAUGCUAUGAUUAGUGAAGGACAUUUCAAUUCUGAAAUUAUCAAGGAACGAUUGGAAGAAUUACAUUAUUUAUGGGAUAUGCUGUUUCACAAGUUACAAGAAAAAGGACUCAAGUUAAAGCAAGCUCUAAGGCUUAUUCAGUUUAUGAGAGAAUGUGAAAAGAUUUUCUUCUGGAUUAAUGAUAAAGAAGCCUUCCUUAAUCAGAAUGAGUAUGGACAGGAUUUGGAACAUGUUGAGGUCUUGCAGAAAAAAUUUGAUGAAUUCCAGAAAGAUUUAAUUAAUCAUGAAGAGCACGUGACUGAAAUCAAUCAAUUAGCCAACAAACUUAUUGAUGAAGAUGAUCACCCUGACAAAGACACUAUCCAGAGUAAAAGAAUGGAAUUAAAUGAAGCAUGGGAAAAGUUAAAAAAUUUGGCAUCAAAAAGAGAAAAGAGUUUGUUUGGAGCUCAUGAAAUUCAGAAUUUUAAUAGAGAUGCAGAAGAAACGAUUGCCUGGAUGAUUGAAAAAGAUACACUGCUAUCGUCAGAUGAUUAUGGUAGAGAUCUUCCUUCUGUUCAAGCACUUCAAAGAAAACACGAAACUUUGGAAAGAGACUUGGGGGCUUUAUGUGAAAAGGUCAAGAAUCUUGAAAGUGAAUCAAAUCGUUUGAGUGAAAUUCAUCCUGAUCAGGUAGAAGACAUCACAAAGAAGCAACAAGAUAUUCUUAACUGCUGGCAAAAUCUUAUUGAAAAGGCUUCAAAUAGAAAAAACAACUUGGAGUCAUCAUUUUAUCUGCACAGGUUUCUGUCUGAUUACAGAGACCUAAUCAGCUGGAUAUCUGAUACAAAAGCUAUUAUAACUGUUGAUGAAUUGGCUAAAGAUGUUGCAGGUGCUGAGGCUCUUCUGGAAAAGCAUCAAGAGCAUAAGGGAGAAAUAGAUGCUAGAGAAGACAGCUUUCGACUGACAGCAGAAGCAGGACAAAAAUUGUUAGAUUCCAACCACCCAGCAGUUCAGGAAGUCAAAGAAAAACUAGUUACAUUAGCUAAUGAGAAGACUAGUCUGUUGGAAUUGUGGGAAAACAAGCGGAUAUUAUAUGAGCAAUGCAUGGAUCUUCAACUGUUUUAUAGAGAUACUGAACAGGCAGAUGCAUGGAUGACUAAACAAGAGGCAUUUUUAGCAAAUGAAGAUCUGGGUGAUUCAUUGGACUCCGUUGAAGCCCUCAUCAAGAAGCAUGACGACUUUGAAAAGUCAUUGGCUGCUCAGGAAGAAAAAAUUAAAGCUCUGGAUGAAUUUGCAUGUAAAUUGAUUGAGAAUAAUCAUUAUGCUGCUGAUGACGUGAAGAUUCGUAGAGAUGCUCUAUUAAAUCGAAGAAAUUUGUUGAAUGCAAAAGCUAAAUCAAGACGUCAUGUGUUGGAAGAAUCUUAUAAAAAUCAAAUGUUUGAAAGAGAUUAUGAUGAAACAAAGAUAUGGAUUCAUGAGAAACUGAAAGCAGCGUCUGAUGAAGGCUAUUUGGAUCCUACCAACUUGCAAGGAAAGCUACAGAAACAUGAAAACUUUGCUUCUGAGCUGCAAGCAAAUCAAGCUCGCAUCGAAACUGUAACAAAAUCAGGCGAAGAUCUUAUCAGCCAAAAUCAUUACAACAAAGAUCAUAUCAAAGAAAGGUUGGGAGAAAUCAUUAUGCUCUGGCAGAAACUAGUUGAUCAAAGUGACAGAAAAGGGUCAAAAUUGAAAGAGGCAAAUGAUCAACAGCAGUUCAACAGAAAUGUUGAAGAUGUUGAGAUCUGGCUAGGAGAAAUAGAAGGACAAUUAACUUCAGAAGAUUUCGGAAAGGAUUUGACUAGUGUGCAAAACCUGCAAAAGAAACAUUCUCUGUUGGAAGCAGAUGUAGCUGCCAGGCAGGAUCGAAUUGACAGCAUCACUCAGGCUGCUGAUCAGUUUGUUCAAACAGGUCAUUUUGAUGCUGACAAUAUUAAGGCAAAACAAUUGCACCUAAUUGAAAGAUACAGAGCUCUUCAUGAACCAAUGCAGUUGAGGAAACUGAAGCUGAGAGAUGCUCUCAGGUUGCAGCAGUUUUUUAGGGAUAUCGAAGAUGAAGAGGAUUGGAUCAGAGAGAAGGAACCCAUUGCUGCUUCUACAAAUAGAGGUCGGGAUUUGAUUGGUGUCCAAAAUUUAAUAAAAAAACACCAAGCUUUGCUAGCCGAAAUAUCAGGCCAUGAUAGCCGAAUCACUUCUGUAUGUUCUCAGGGUGAAAAUAUGGUAAAAGAAGGCCAUUUUGCUGCUGAUGAUAUAAUUAGGAAGGUCAAGGAACUAAGAGACAAAUGGGAAAUUUUAAAGAACAAAGCCAGCAAACGUAAAGAGGAUUUGGAUGAUUCUUUGCAAGCCCAGCAGUACUUUGCAGAUGCCAAUGAGGCUGACAGUUGGAUGCGUGAAAAGGAGCCAAUUGUUGGCAACACAGACUAUGGAAAAGAUGAAGAUUCAGCAGAAGCACUUUUGAAAAAACAUGAAGCCCUAAUGUCAGAUCUUGAUGCUUAUGGAACCGUCGUUGAACAACUCAAGGAACAAGCCCAACAAUGCAAACAACAAGAGGCACCUGUUAUUGAUGACAUUGGUAAAGAAUGUGUUGUUGCCUUGUAUGACUAUCAAGAAAAAAGUCCAAGGGAAGUUUCUAUGAAGAAAGGAGAUAUUUUAACACUUCUAAACAGUGCUAAUAAGGAUUGGUGGAAAGUAGAAGUUAAUGAUAGACAAGGCUUUGUACCUGCUGCUUACGUCAAAAAAAUUGAUUCCAAUCUAACAGCAUCACAAAGUAACUUGGCAGAUGAAUAUACCAUAUCAGUCAGACAAGGGCAGAUAGAAAAUCAAUAUAAAAAUCUCUUGGACCUUGGCAACCAGAGGAAAGAGAAGUUGGAUGAAUCUUGUAAAGCCUACCAACUUGUUAGAGAAGCUGGAGAGUUGGCGCAAUGGAUUGCAGAUAAGGAAACUGUGGUUAAAACAGAUGAAGAUAUUGUUGAUUUAGAACAAGUAGAAGGAAAGCAAAGAAAAUUUGAUGACUUCAGAAAGGAUUUAAAAGCUAAUGAGGCUCGUCUAGAAGAACUGAAAACCGUGGCUCAAAGAUUAACUGCAAUGGGACAAACUGAGGCUGCAGAAAAAAUUAGGAUACAAAUUGAUGACCUAAACCAAAGAUGGGCAGCUUUAGAGCAGGUGACACAAGAAAAAGCCCAAACACUUGGUAGUGCUUAUGAAGUUCAACGUUUUCACCGUGACGCUGAUGAAACAAAAGAUUGGAUUGAGGAGAAGGAAAAUACUUUGAAGUCACCUGAAUUCGGAAAUGAUUUGGCAACUGUUCAACGUCUUCAAAGGAAGCACGAAGGUCUUGAAAGAGAUUUGGCAGCAAUAAAUGAGAAAGUGAAAGACCUUGAUAGUACAGCUGCUCGUCUUAUGCAAACUCAUCCUGAUCAAGCUCAAACAAUUUUUGACCAUCAAGCAGAAAUAUUAGAUAAAUGGAAUUCAUUAGUCAAGAAUUCUGAUAGUCGAAAAGCAAAAUUACUUGACUCGUAUGACCUUCAACGGUUCUUGAGUGACUUCAGAGACCUCAUGUCGUGGAUCAAAAGCAUGACUACCCUUGUUUCGUCUGAUGAACUGGCAAAAGAUGUCACUGGUGCAGAAGCUUUACUUGAAAGGCACAAAGAACAUAAAAUGGAAAUUGAUGCUAGAAACGGCACUUUCCAAGCUUUUGAACUGUUUGGAAAUCAAUUACUGCAAAAAAAUCACUAUGCUGCCACAGAAGUUAAAAAUAAACUUGAUGAAUUAAGAGUUGCUAGAGGUAACCUUGAAAAAGCCUGGAUAGAGAGGAGAGCAAAGCUAGACCAAUGUUAUGAGCUGCAACUGUUCAACAGAGACUGCGAACAAGCAGAAACCUGGAUGGCUGCAAGGGAAGCAUCUCUUGAGGACAGUGGAGAUGGGACAGGAGACAGUGUUGAAGCCCUUUUGAAAAAACAUGAAGAUUUUGAUAGGGCAAUCAGUUCACAAGAAGAAAAGAUUGCAAAUCUACAACAAUAUGCUGAUCAAUUAGUCAGGGAUGGACAUUAUGACACAGCAGGAAUAGAGAACAGACGAGAUGAAGUUCUAGAGAGGUGGAAGAAAUUGAAAGAAGCAUUGCUCGAAAAUCGUGCCAAGCUUGGUGAAGCUCAAUCUCUGCAGCAGUUCUCCAGAGAUGUUGAUGAAAUGGAGAUUUGGAUCAAUGAAAAGUUACAAACUGCAAUGGAUGAAUCCUACAAAGAUCCUUCUAACAUACAGGCCAAGCAUCAAAAACAUCAAGCAUUUGAAUCAGAACUUGCCGCCAAUACUGACAGAAUUCAAGCAGUUUUGAAGAUGGGAGAAAAAUUAAUAGAAAAAGAUCAGUGUGCUGGAUCUGAAGAUGCAGUUAGGGAGCGUGUGCAUAAACUUCUUGGGGACUGGCAGUUUCUCACAGGAAAGUCAGGAGAGAAGGGAGAUAAAUUGAAAGAGGCUAACAGGCAGCGUAUGUACACUGCGGCUGUCAAAGAUUUGGAGUUUUGGCUUGGAGAGGUGGAACACAUGUUAGAAGCCGAGGAUUAUGGCAAAGAUCUGGCCACUGUUCAAAAUCUUGUUCAAAAACAUAAGCUGCUGGAAGCUGACAUUCAAACUCACGAUGACCGCGUUAAAGAUUUAAAUGAUCAGGCAGAUGCUUUCAUUGAUACAGGGAUGUGGGACACUGAAAAUAUAAAAGAAAAGAAACAGUCCAUCAAUGAAAGAUAUGAAAGGGUGAGAACGUUGGCAGCCCACAGGAGAACUCGUUUGAAUGAGGCUCAAACACUCCAUCAGUUCUUCAGAGACAUUGAUGAUGAAGAGGCAUGGAUCAAGGAAAAGAAGUUACUAGUUGGGUCGGAUGACUAUGGUAGAGACUUGACAGGUGUUCAGAACCUGAGGAAGAAGCACAAGAGAUUGGAAGCUGAGUUAUCAAGUCACGAUCCCUCUAUACAGUCCGUUCAAGACACUGGUGAAAAACUUAUGGCUGACUCCAGUCUGAUGACUUCUGAUAUCCAACAAAGGGUCAAUCAACUAGGGGCUAACUGGGAUGAAUUGAAAGAGUUAGCUAAGAAUAGAGGGAAAAAGCUUGAUGAGAGUUUGGCUUACCAACAGUUUGGUGCAAGCAUUGAAGAGGAGGAAGCCUGGAUAAAUGAGAAACAGCACUUACUUUCUGGUGAUGACUAUGGAGAUUCGCUAGCUGCAGUUCAGGGGCUUCUGAAAAAGCAUAAUGCAUUUGAAACAGAUUUCAAGGUGCAUGAAGACAGGUGCAAUGAAAUUACAAAGGAAGGUGGCAAGCUCAUUUCAGAAGGUAAUCACAAUGCUGACAACAUUAAGCAACGUUGCCAGACUCUUAAGGCCAAACUGGAAUCACUACAAGGGGCAGCAAAUGAUCGCAAAACCAAUCUUGUUGAUAAUUUUGCUUUCCUCCAGUUUAUAUGGAAAACCGAUGUCGUAGAAAGCUGGAUUGCUGAUAAAGAAGCACAAGUAAGAUCAGAGGACUACGGACGAGAUCUUUCAUCAGUGCAGACUCUCUUAACUAAACAGGAAACAUUUGAUGCUGGCUUGCAAGCAUUUGAGAAAGAGGGAAUCCAGACCAUCACCUCAUUAAAAGAUCAACUUAUUUCUUCGAAACAUUCACAAACACCAGCAAUUGAAAAAAGAUAUAAUGACGUUAUCUCAAGAUGGCAAAGAUUGUUACAAGAUUCUGAUGCUCGCAAGCAGAGGCUUCUUCGUCUGCAGGAGCAAUACAGGCAGGUCGAAGAUUUGUAUUUGACAUUUGCUAAAAAGGCAUCAGCUUUUAAUUCCUGGUUUGAAAAUGCUGAAGAAGAUCUGACGGAUCCUGUAAGAUGCAAUUCCGUUGAAGAAAUUAAAGCUCUAAGAGAAGCUCAAGAUCAGUUUAAAGCUUCUUUAAGUACUGCAGAAUCAGAUUUUAAUCAAUUGGCCCAGUUGGAUAAGCAAAUCAAAAGUUUCAACGUAGGCCCUAAUCCAUAUACCUGGUUCACAAUGGAAGCUCUUGAGGAUACGUGGAGAAACCUUCAGAAGAUCAUCCAGGAAAGAGACAUGGAGCUAGCCAAUGAGCAACACCGCCAAGAAGAUAAUGAUGCCUUGAGAAAGCAGUUUGCUGUGGCUGCCAAUGCUUUCCAUCAAUGGCUUACAGACACUAGGGCUGCAAUGACAGAAGGUUCAGGAACAUUAGAACAACAAUUGGAGGCCACAAAGAGAAAGUCUGCUGAAGUGAGAGCUCAGAGAAGUUUGCUGAAAAGAAUUGAAGAGCUGAGUGCUUCGCUUGAACAGAGGCUUAUUCUUGAUAAUAGGUACACUGAACAUAGCACAGUAGGAUUGGCACAACAGUGGGAUCAGCUAGAUCAGUUGGGUAUGAGAAUGCAACAUAACCUUGAACAACAAAUUCAAGCCUGCAACCAAAGUGGCGUUACAGAAGAUGCGUUGAGAGAAUUCAGCAUGAUGUUCAAACAUUUCGACAAAGACAAAACAGGCCGAUUGAACCAUCAAGAGUUUAAGUCAUGUUUACGAGCUCUAGGUAAUGAUUUGCCAAUGGUGGAGGAGGGACAAAGAGACCCCGAGUUUGAAGCCAUCCUUGAUUUAGUAGACCCCAACAGAGAUGGAUUCGUUUCGUUGCAAGAGUAUAUGGCAUUCAUGAUCAGCAGGGAAACUGAAAAUGUGCAAUCAGCCCAUGAGGUUGAAGCUGCUUUCAGGGCUCUAACUACGGGAGACAAGCCAUACAUUACUUCCAAUGAAUUGUUUGCUAAUUUAACAAAAGAACAAGCUGAGUUCUGUAGGUCUCGAAUGAAGCCAUAUAAAGAUUCAACUGGAAGGCAAAUUCCCGAUACUUACGAUUAUAUAUCCUUCACGAAGGAUCUUUUCAUCAAUUAA